Prorocentrum cordatum is the source of this 3231-nucleotide messenger RNA. Lineage: Eukaryota; Dinophyceae; Prorocentrales; Prorocentraceae. The record is from the annotation of a GenBank genome assembly.
AUGACGGUGAAGAGGGGACCUCAGGCCAUGCCGCUGCUCUUGGGCGCGGCCCUCCAGCGGCGUGCCCCGUGCGCGUCCGACUGGCUGAUAGGAGUUGCCGAAGGUAAGAGUCAGGGGGUGGCCGACGGAGGAGGCAAUACCGGUAAAGGAUUCCAGUACGGAGGUUACAAGUACAACUACAACAGCAACUGCAAAGAGGAUGCGGAAGCCAGAAAAGUUACCGGGGAAAUGCAGCAGGAGGCAGAGGCGGCAAUGGAGGUUACCAAGGAUGGUAUACAGGAGGAGGUCAUCGUAGGUGACGGCCAGGUGGCCGCCCGCGUCCGCUGCUUUCUCGCAGCCCUCGCCGCGUUGGUGGAGUGCCGCGCGCCCGCGUGGCUCCAGAGGCUGCGGCGCAACGCCGCUCCCUAUGCAUCCAUGCAGCCGAGCCCGGGGCGCAGCUGGAGGGCGCCGACGCACGGGCGUUCCGCGCGGCCCAGCGCGGGCCGCACCUCGGUGCCGUUCCGGAGGGCCCCCCCCGCGCUUGCGCGGAAUGGGUCCAGCCCCAUCGCGGAGAGCCAGGCCCAGGCUUCCGGGCAAGGCAUGGUUGCGGGCUGGAGCUUGGCGGAGCGCCAGGGCGGGCCUGCGGGCGCGGGGUGGGCUCCGGGCCUCUGGCAGGACCCACAGCAGCCCGGUCUGCUUCUCGAGGCGUUCGGCGUGGAGUUGCAGCCGCGCCUGCGCGUCCUCGUCGGCGAGCGCGGGGCGUCCAAGGCCACCUGCAUGGAGGAUCUCGGCGUCGAGGUGGCGGCCGAGUCGCCGACGGAGUGCGUCGCGGCCCUGGGCGGGGAGUUGGAGGUGGUCGAGGCUGUCGAGGCUGAUGUGGGGCUGAUCUGCUCGGCCCAAUCAGCGGCGGAGGUCGAUGGCGAGGACUUCCGAGAGCGGGGCCCUGAUGUCGGGGCCGGCACGGCGUCGGAGUUCAACGUCGAGGACUUCCUGGCCGAGAUGUUCGCGGUCUCGGGGGGCGAGGGCGGCGUGCGCAUGGGCGGCGUGGCCCGCGUGCACGAGCGCGUCGGCGUCGACAUCGAGCCCGCCAGCGGCUACAUGGCCUCGCCCCGUUUCUCCGAGGGCUUCCACGUGGAGGGCGAGUUCCCCUUUCGCGUGGGCGCCGCCCGCGCUGCCCGCGGAACGCAGGCGGGCCCGCGCUCUGUCCUGUGCCUGUCCGGACUGCUUCGGGGCCCUUCCCUCGUCGCCACGGCGCCCGCGCGGCGCGUUCGAGACGGCUCGGGGCCCUUGACAUCUGGGGCCCUGGCGGUCGUCGGCAUGCUGAGGGCCGCCAGGGCCUCUCUGGUGCUGCCCCAUCCAUCCUCCAGCGAGAUCCAGCUCGAGAAACCGCGCAAGACCCUCCAGGAGCACGUGCCCGAGCGCCCUUUUGUGGACAAGGACCCGAAUGCGAUCGCAGUCAAAUUGAGGCAGCUGGUCACGCAAUCUAUGUCGGCUCCGGGCGCGCAGCCCGAGGUCUCGUGGAACGCGGUGGCAGCGCAAGCCAUCAACCAGACCAAGGAGGCGCCCCAGGCCCUGGCGGACCGCGCCGUGGAGCCAGAGUGGGCUUGCCGUGAACCUUUGACACGCUCUGUCUUCGUCGUCUGUGACUUCAACUUUGGCGACUACGACGAUAUCGGUUUCUUCGUGCAGGACGGCCAGAACCCGAUGCUGGAUGGCCCGCGGCCACCCAGCGCGGAGCAUAUUGUCACUGGUGCGUUCCGGCGGCUCGCCCUGCGCAACACCCUGGCCAUAGGCAAUGGCCGGAGGCGCUGCGAGCUGCCGCGGAGCCGAUGCCCGGCAGACGCCGAUAUGCCCGCGGCCAUCCCGCGCGAUGUGGUCGCGCGCCCACGCAUCAAGGAGAUCGUGGAUGGCUACGCUGGGCAGGUGCAGCUGGCGCAUCACGCCCCUCCUGACGAGCGCAAGUACUUCGCGAGGAUCCUGCAGGCAGCCGCCAACGACGUCCAGAGGGAGCUGCUGGUGGCUGAGGGCUGGACCAAUGGCGCCACGGCGCUCAUCUGGCGCCGGCUUGCCCGCGCCUGGUGGAGACAGAACUGGAGGCUCGCGCUGCUGGCGGUCUCCCAGAAUGCCCGGGCGCGCGAGCCGGUGCAGGUCGACGCUUCUUCGAAGUCCGCGGCGACCUUCGAGUUUGCGGAGUUCCAGAGGGGGCCUGAGGAUAUUCGGAGGAUGCAGCUGGUCGCGACCAGUCGCGCAGCAGCGCGCGACUGGUCGCUGCUGCGCGACCGGUCGCGCAGCAGCGCGCGCUCCGUCGCCGCGCGCGACGCUGGGCGCCUGCUGGAGGUCGAUGGCCGCGAGCUCACGGCGACCACCGCCUUCUCGGCGGCCCGCGCCUGGAUCUGGCAAGUUCUGGAGUCUCGGCGCGCUCCCGGGUCAGCGUUGCCGACGCUCGACGUCGUCGACGCUGUCCACGCCGUCGGUGGUGCUCCGCCGGGCGCCCCGGCGGUGGACCGUGCGUCUAGGUGUUGGGUGCCGCUGCUCUUUGGUCUAUUUGGGCUCGCGGCGGUGCGCCCGUGCUUCGUUCGGCCCGUGCUCUAUCGGUGGAGUACCGCUGUCCGGCUGAUCCUGUUGGUGCCGUGUGCUGCUGGAAUGUUUGGCAACGAUCUGGACGUCAGCGAUAUCCAUUUGCUGGCCUCGCCGGGCAAUACAGCCGAGCUGCGCGAGGCCUUCAGGAAGCUUGUGGAUCUCGGAGUUGUCGUGAUCGCAAGCUCUGGUGUGGUUUUCGUAAUCGUAGCGCUUGGCAUCGUUGUCGCCUCGGAGCUGCACGGGAGUAUGCUUGGGAUGGACGUCAAGCAGAGUGCAAUAUGUUGUUGCGGCAUGGCGGAGAAGACCAGCAAGGCUUACAUGGAGCUAGACGAGGCGGCCAAGUCGCUCAGUGUCGCCAGCCGCGCCGUGACGCACGACUCGGGGCCCGCCGUCAUGGCGAUGGAGAAGACGGAGGAGGCGAUGCAGCUCAUCAAACCGCUCACGGACAUGUCCCCGACCGAGAGGCUGGACACGGAGGGCCCGAUCCACGUCGAUAUGACCGAAUCCGUCCAGAGCGCCACCAGGCGCGAGGGCCGCCCCACCAGCAGCCAGUCGACCGCGGAACUGCUGCCCGCCGCGCUCACGGCCCCGCAGGUCGCGCGGCGGCGAGCGGCGUCGCCAGUUACAGGGCGCCGGCGAGAAAGGGAGACGUUCCGCAUCAGCUUCGUCUGA